Molecule: messenger RNA, 3473 nt
Organism: Zingiber officinale
Lineage: Eukaryota; Viridiplantae; Streptophyta; Magnoliopsida; Zingiberales; Zingiberaceae
Exons: 2
Coding region: 2-2530 (842 amino acids)
Source: RefSeq, a predicted model, not a curated record
AAUGAUUAAGCAAAUUCUGAAAUAUGCUAAAUUUCUCAAGGAUCUAUGUGUUCACAAAAAGAAAUUGAAGGGGAAUGAAUUGAUAAGCAUGGGGAAGAAUGUUUCAGCCCUUAUUCAGCUUGUUCCUAAAAAAUGUGAAGAUCCUGGAGUGUUCACUGUGCCUUGUGAGAUUGGAAGUUGUGUUUUCGAAGAUGCCAUGUUGGAUUUAGGAGCAUCAAUCAAUGUGAUGCCAAAAUCAGUCUUUCAGUCACUUGGAAUUAGUCCUCUACAGCAGACCAGAGUUGUUAUUCAGCUAGCUGACCAUAGCCAAGCUCAUCCAGCCGGAGUGAUUGAAGAUGUGUUGGUGAAGGUGAGAGAGCUUAUUUUUCCUGCAGAUUUCUACAUUCUGGAUAUGGAGGGAGAUUUACUUGCGAAUAGAUCUCCACUCAUUCUUGGUAGGCCAUUUCUGAAGACUGCAAGAACGAAGAUUGAUGUGCACGCUGGAACAUUAUACAUGGAGUUUGCAGAUACAGUGGUUCAGUUUAGUUUAUUUGAUGCUAUGAAGCACCCGUCAGAGGACCACUCUAUUCUUAGCAUUGAUAUAGCAGAUGAGUUGAUUAGCAUGGAUUUGACUUUUGGCCUUGAGUCUCGGCUGGAUAUUUCUGAGGGUGAGGAGUGCCUAUAUGAUUCUAAGGUUUCUACUGAAAGUGAUGGUAAUGUGGGAGCAGUUGAUGUGGAGCUCGUUGGUAGUUCAAGUUCAUUAGAAGGCGAAUAUUUAAGUGUAGGGGAUUGCAUAGAGGAAGCAAUACCCCAAGAAUCACAUAUUUUGAUUGAAGUGUCACCUGAAUCAAGAAAAGGUGAAUAUGUAAGUGUAGGGGAUUGCAUAGAGGGAGCAAUACCCCAAGAAUCACUACAGUCAGUUAUUGAUGCACAACAGCCAGAGUUGAAGCCCCUUCCUGAACACCUUAAGUAUGCAUUUUUGGGAGAAGGACAACAGCUACCCAUUAUUAUAGCUCAGAAUUUAGAGCCAGAGCAAGAACAGAGAUUAUUGGGAAUUUUGAGACAGCAUAGGAAAGCUAUUAGGUGGACACUUGCUGAUAUUCCUGGUAUCAGUCCUUCGAUUUGUAUGUAUCUGAUUUAUUUAGAGGAGGAUAUGAAACCAGUGAGACAACCACAGAGAAGACUUAACCCAUUGAUACUCGACGUUGUAAAGAAAGAGGUGACUCGACUUUUACAGGCUGGCAUUAUUUACCCUAUUUCUGACAGCAAAUGGGUAAGUCCAAUUCAUGUGGUUCCCAAGAAGUCAGGCAUUACAAUGGUAGCUAAUGAGGACAAUGAGUUGGUGCCUACUAGAAUUCAGAAUUCAUGGAGAGUUUGUGUGGACUAUAGGAAACUGAAUCAGGCUAGCAGAAAGGACCACUACCCAUUACCUUUUAUUGAUCAGAUGUUGGAGAGAUUGGCAGGGAAGUCCCACUAUUAUUUCCUUGAUGGAUAUACAGGAUAUUUUCAUAUUUGCAUCUCUCCUGAGGAUCAAGAUAAGACCACCUUCACUUGCCCCUUUGGUACAUUCGCUUACAGACGUAUGCCUUACGGACUUUGCAACGCACUAGAGACCUUCCAGCGAUGUAUGGUAAGCAUUUUUGGUGAGUUAUUAGAGCAUUGUAUGGAGGUUUUUAUGGAUGACUUUUCGGUUAAUGGUUCAUCUUUCGAUGCAUGUUUGGAAAAUUUAUCUCGAGUUUUGAAUCGUUGCAUUGAGACAGAUUUGGUUUUAAAUUUUGAAAAAUGUCAUUUCAUGGUUGAGCACGGCAUUGUUUUGGGACAUGUCAUUUCUAGGGAAGGUAUUAAAGUAGAUCCUGCUAAGAUUAAUGUUAUAUCUUCUUUAUCUCACCUCGCAUGCGUGCGGGAGGUUCGAACUUUUCUUGGUCAUGCAGGUUUCUAUAGAAGAUUCAUACGUGAUUUCAAUAAAAUUGCCCUUCCCUUGACUCAGCUACUGCAGAAGGAUGUGACUUUUCAUUUUGAUCAGAAGUGCAAAGAGGCUUUUGAGAAGCUGAAAGAAGCCCUUGUUAUAGCACCCAUCAUUAGCCCACUAGAUUGGAGCCUUCCUUUUGAGUUAAUGUGCGAUGCUUCAAAUUAUGCAGUGGGAGUUGUACUUGCACAGAGAGUAGAUGGAGCACCACACAUUAUUUGUUAUGCUUCAAAGACUUUGGAUGUUGCACAAGCAAACUAUACCACAACUGAAAAAGAGCUUCUCUUUAUUGUGUUUGCUUUGGAUAAAUUCAAAUCAUAUUUAUUGUAUUCUCAUGUGAUUGUAUUUUCUGAUCAUGCAACUCUGAAAUACCUCCUCAAGAAGCCCGAUGCGAAACCUAGGUUGAUCAGAUGGAUGCUUUUGCUCCAAGAAUUCGACGUGGAGAUACGCGAUAGGAGUGGAAAGGAGAACCUAGUGGCAGAUCACCUGAGCUUGAUUGAGGGAGAAAUUGACCACACGGAUAUUGCUGAUGAGUUUCCAAAUGAGCACCUCCUACAGCUACACGGUGAGAUUCCAUGGAUAUAGGAAUUGAUACAUGAUUCAAGUGAAGCCUAAUCAACUCAAGAGGAGUUCAACCAAGUGGAGAAGGUUCACAUUUUAUUUGACUCCAACCAAAUUCAUUAAGCCAACCCAUUGCUCUUGACCUAAGUUCAACCCUCACACCAAAUCCCUAAAUUCUCCCUAAACCAAAUCAAGAUUUACCCUAAUUCCGGUAAAAUUGGACCAAGGUAUAAAGUCCAGAAAACUCGCGGAUGAACAGUGGAUGCGCCUGCUGUUCAUCGUGCCAGAAUUCUGAGUUCAUGUUUUCUCGUCACUGCAGCCCCUAUCCUUCUUCCUCCUUUCAUCUCAAGCUACAAGAUCAUGACAGAAGCUUAAGGAGACUACUGGUCAACAGUCUUGCAGCUGGAAUCUCGCCGGAGAGGUCUCAACGACGAGGUCGACGUGAAUCUGAGUUUUAUCACAGAAUCUGCCGAUUUUGCUAGAAACGAUGAAGAAAGCAAAGUCGGCACUCCAUCCUACAUCAAAGACCAUCGGAGGGGUUCUCUGGUGGUUUCCAUUAGCAUUUCGAAUCAUCCACAGCCCCACAAGUCAUCUCAGAACUCAGAUUUGCAGAUUCCAGACAAUCUGUGAUUUCAGCUCGAUUUGAAUAUGUUUUCAGCAUCGAAGAGGGUUUCUUUGGUGAAGUUCGCGAGAUCAAAUUGAGCCCAAGUUCAGAAGUUUCUUCAUUCUUCUCCUUUGAUUUUUGGAUUCGCAGAUUGCAAUUCCAAUCUCUUGUGUGACGGCAAGAGGGUGUGGUUUGAGAAUUGAUAUGGAUUCAGUAUGGAUAGUUUAAUUCCUUGCUAUUUCUUAAUAGUUUCAACAAUUUCUUUAUUUCUGCACUUUUGUUCAAGCAAUUUCUGUUACUGAAUAUCUUGUCUUUGCAUUUCUACUCUCUGGAAUUUUGAUUCUGCAACGUUAGUUUCUUCAA